Messenger RNA from Physella acuta, 9023 nucleotides. RefSeq names its product signal-induced proliferation-associated 1-like protein 2. Gene Ontology annotation, cellular component: cytoplasm. NCBI's taxonomy places the organism in Eukaryota, Metazoa, Mollusca, Gastropoda, Physidae. Gene Ontology annotation, biological process: regulation of small GTPase mediated signal transduction. Gene Ontology annotation, molecular function: protein binding; GTPase activator activity. The record is from RefSeq and is a predicted model, not a curated record.
GAGCAAGGUAUGCAGAGAUGGCCACAGAUGGCCAGAUGCCAGUUGGCCCCACAACCAACCUGGACGUGAUCAGACAGCGGGCCCUGAAGGCGGCCGAGUACUACCAGCAGCAGGGCUACAAUGGUGGGGACCAGGCGGACCAGGGCCCCCACCCCGCCAGCAGAGACUUCAGGGUCCCCCCGCAGUACUCUGACAGCUACGGCACAAACCACAACCUGCUCUCCCACGGCUUCGCUGGGGACGGCACCGGCUACACCAACCUCAACCGGGUCCUGUCUGAUGAUUCGUUUGACUCGGCCAUGGCCCCGCCGUCCAGCAAUAGUUUCUACAGGGCCAAGAUGAAAGCUGGGAUCAUUGACCUGCGCAGUUCAUAUAACGAGAGGAUAGGAGCCGGCGGGGGGAGCAGAGCCAGGGCCAGGACAUUUCACGGCCCGCAUACGGGUACGAGGCCGAGGACUCAGACGUACGCCCUCGAGACCAAGCCCAGCAGCCAGCCGCAGCAACAACCACAGAAGUCAGCGUCAACACCGCACCACCCACAGCAGCAACCGGCGCCGCAGAAGCCAGCUAGGACGUUUGCCCCGAACCGGACAGUGCUGUACCGGAGCAGCAGCGACCUGGAUAUGGAUACAUUGGAAGCAGACACGCCCCCUCCAGCGCCGGCCAAUCUUCACAGGGAGUACGGUAGCACAUCUUCGCUGGACGUUCUCGGAAACAACUACCCCGACAGUUUUUUCUCCAUGGUUAGUGAGUUUGGUAAACUCAACCCCUUAGACCAGCGCAGCCCCGCCCCUCCACGCAUUCAGGAAUUACUUCAGGGCAGGGGCCGGCUGGAAUCAACAUCAGAACCUCUUAUACCAAUGGCAGGGGAGUCUUCUAAAACUUCUGUACGCUUCCUGAAUGGAUUAACCCCAAGUGAUAAAGACUUAACGGUGGACGAUACAGACGGGGGUAAAGCAAGCAAGAGCAAAGCCAAGCACAAAGAAAGGAAACAGAGGGCUAAAUCCAUCACAGGUGAGGGGAGUGCAAGCAUACUGAAAAAACUGAGGGGGAAAUUAGAAUCUGAUCUGACCAGCGCCAAAUCUGAAGACCGGAGCAACUCGGAUGAUUUGCCGUCCCGGACAGAAGACUACUCACGGCACCGAGCUUUUGUCCAUUUUGACUGUCAGUCCGUGGGUGUGGACCUGGCUAAAGUUAUCUACCAGCGCUUGCAUGGACUUUCGUACAAGAACAACACAACCACAGGCGCCUCGGCGGCAUCCGGGCAAAGGAAUAGCUUAGCCCCGGAUAAAGACGACCCGGAUAUACUGGCAGACACGGAUGAAGGGGACGGGAAAAGCAACGAGCUUGUUCUGUCCUGUCCAUUUUUUCGGAAUGAACUGGGAGGGGAGGAUGAGAGGACUGUGAGCCUAACGAAGGUGACGGCCAACAAGUGGAUAGGUGGGACGAGCACAGUACCUGUACAGCCUGGCAAUGGAUACAAAUCUCAGAUCCGCCAUCCAGCCUGCUGUGGUGUAGCAAUCCUGGACUCUUCACCCUCCCCCACAGGCCAAAUCCUUCCACCACUUGUGUCACAUCGGGGGCACGUCAUUGAAUAUGUUGACCAUGGGGCGUAUUACUACAGGCACUUCUUUUAUAACCAUGAGCACCAAAACUAUUUUGGGACUGAUGAUAACUUGGGCCCUGUUGCCAUCAGUGUGAGGAGGGAGAAGCUGGACGCUGAGGACAGAACAAAUAAUUUGGGGAGGGCAGACUACGGCAUGGCGCAGUACAGGAUUAUAUGUCGGACUAGUGAACUGACCACAUUGCGGGGGUGUAUACUUGAAGAUGCUAUACCCUCUAGGCUGAGCAGCUCCAGGGGAAUACCAAUCAAAGAUGUCCUGGAGGUGGCCCUGCCUGAGGUCCAGCUGUCUUGUCUGAGGCAGGCGGUCGCUGGACCCAAGACUUGUGAGCAACUGCUCAAGUUGGAUGAGCAGGGGAUAAGCAAUACCUACAAGAUAGGCAUCAUGUACUGUAAGGCAGGCCAGUCUACUGAGGAAGAGAUGUACAACAAUGAGUACAGUGAACCAGCCCUUGAAGAGUUCCUUAACUUGAUCAGCCAGAAGGUCAGGUUAAAAGGUUUUGAGAAGUAUAGAGCUGGUCUAGACUGUAAAACUGACACCACAGGCACUCACUCGUAUUACACAACGUUUAACAACAACGAAGUCAUGUUUCAUGUCUCCACACUGCUGCCUUACACACCCAACAACAAGCAACAGCUUUUAAGAAAACGUCACAUCGGCAAUGAUAUUGUUACCAUAGUAUUUCAAGAGCCAGGAGCUCUGCCCUUCACCCCUCAGACUGUCCGCUCACAGUUUCAGCAUGUUUUCGUCAUCGUGCGAGUGAUCAACCCCAACUCAGACAGUGCACGCUAUAGUAUCGCUAUAGCCAGAUCUAAAGAUGUCCCUCCAUUUGGUCCACCCAUACCACAGAACUGCAGCUUUAAAAAGUCCCAAGAAUUUGUGGACUUCUUGUUAGCUAAAGUGAUCAAUGCAGAAAAUGCCGCCCAUAAAUCAGACAAGUUCCUCACCAUGGCAACAAGAACAAGACAGGAAUAUUUAAAAGACCUAGCCAUUAACUAUGUCACCAAUACACCCAUUGACUCAGGGUCCAAAUUAAGUAAAUUUGGACUUGGGAGUGGCAGAAAGAAGGAAAAACCUAAACAAAAGGUAGUGCCUGACAUGUUUGCCAAAGGUGCUGUGGUGUGGGAGGUGCAGGUGGAAGAUAUGGGAACAGCCUCGCAGGUUGAAUGCCUUCUGGCCAUAGCUGCUGACACCAUUGUGCUGGUGGAGGAGACCAACAAGGAUGUCAUCUUCACCAUCCCCUGCAGUACAGUCAUAGGCUGGACCCCACAGCCCAGCAGCCUGCGCCUGUACUUUGGAGCAGGUGAAUGUCUACUGCUGAGGCCCAUGUCAGGAGAACAGGAGGAGAUGCAAGAGAUUAUCACUAGGCUACAGGCUGUAACACAUGGCACAGAGACUUCCAAGAUGGCCUUGAAACGCAAUGGGCUUGGUCAAUUGGGUUUUCACAUUCAAUCCGAAGGCAUUGUUACAGAUGUUGAACCUUUUGGUUUUGCCUGGGAGGCGGGGCUUAGGAAGGGCAGCCGCCUGGUUGAGAUCUGUAAGGUUGCCACGACAACGCUGUCACAUGACCAGAUUGUUGAUCUCCUGCGCACGUCAGCUGUUGUUAAAGUUGUCGUUGUUCCUCCAAUGGAGGACGGUUCACCCAGAGGCUUUAUCACACUCAACACCCACCUCCCCCACACCUCCAUGAUGUCCAUUAACACCAUUAUGGUAUCUAAGCAGUUCACUGCUGCCUCGUAUCAAGGUUCCAUGGAAUCUGUCUACAUGCCUAGGGGAGAUAACAGCUUAGCCUCUCCUGCCCCUCCAGCCAACAACAGCACUGGCAAACCCUCCCCUUCAUCGCAGCAGAAAACCUACCACCAGCCCCCUCAGCCCACUACCAUGUACGACCAGACACCACGCCAGCGGACAACGGGGGGUCAGCACGGCUACUCCGACUCCACCCUGUCCUCAGGUCGCUCCUCUGACGACGGGCGGGGCUCGUAUUAUGGUCACUCGCGCCAGGAGUCAUCUGAGAUGUAUGGGUCAGUCCGGGGGAGUCAUGAGGGUCACACAAGCUCAGGGGAUGAGCUGCAUUCUAGGAACAGCUCACAUGAUAGUUCUGACUAUGCCAUGUCUGCUGCCAGUGUAAAAUCAUGGGCAAGUCAUAGUCAGCCACCCCUUCGGAGAGGAGAGCGUGUGGUUGGCAGCAUAGAUGUUGGCUUAGACGGGAGUAUCUACGCCCCCACCUCCCAAACCCCAAACAACAAAUAUCCCUCCAACAUCCCAGCCACUGGCAACAUUUCGGUUGAGCUUAGGAAGCAGACGCAGAAUACAAAGUACUUGCUGGGUCAAGGUCAGGGUCGACCUGCGCAUGAGCAGGGUCGGCAGCUACAUGAGGGUGGGAAUAAUCCUGGGUCAGCCACGAACCUGAGCCAGAUCAGCGAGGGCUCGUCGAGUGGAUCAUCUCAGUACACGCAGCGUGGUGACGCUGUUAGACUAAUUAAAGAUGAAGUGACCCGCAGGAAAGAAGCUCUGGCCUCCACCAGGGCCAACAAGCCUGUGAUGAAGAAAGGGCUGACAGAGCCCCCAGUGCAUAGUCCCAAAGCUACCAGAAGAAACCUAUCUGGCAUGUCCUCGGAGGAGUCCCUGGCCACAAGGUUAAGGCCUGGUGUCACCAGCCAGAAGAGCUCAAGAGACAAAGCCAGAGCAGAUUUCCAGGAGGAGCUGAUGAGGCUGAUUGACCCUGAUCUCUCGGAGAAUGAUCUAGUGGGCUUUAAUUCAAGGAAUCUACCUGUACGUAAACCAGGCAGGCUUCAGAGAACUCUCUCGGAUGAAAGUUUGCACAAGUCGGGGAGUAAUGACAAGCCACAAGUAGAUGACCCCGCUACUCAAAGGUUGUCUCCGCGAGCCGUGUCAGACCUAGCCAGUGCCAGACAGAGAAGUAAGUCCACCAUGGAUAACCGUGUGCCUUUGUUAGAGUCUGCAGCAGCUUUGGACUGGUCUAAACUAGUUAAUGUUGCAUCCAAGGCUAUUGAUGAGACUGACUCAAGACCCAAGCAUGGCCAGAAGUCACUAGGGAGUGAGAGGGACGUUGGAGGCCACCAUCACGGGGAGGAGAUUGAUCUACAGGAGGACCACCCCCCGCCACGCCCACCCUCUCCGCAGAUGGGUCUCUCAACAUCACCUUCAAGCAUGAGCAGCUCGUAUGUGUCAGGUGUGACCAACCCACAGCAGCGUAUCCUGGAGCUGGAGCAGCGGGUCAACAAGUUGUCCCAGGAGCUGGAUAAGGUGAGAGACCCGCCACGAAAAAGCCGAGCUGGAGCUAGAAAUCCAGGACCUGAGGGCAGACAACGUCAGGCUGCAGGAAGAAUCUCAGACAGCCGCCACGCAGCUGCGCCGGUUCACAGAGUGGUUCUUCAACACGAUAGAUCGCCAGUGAACAAAACCUAUCUUUGAAUGUGUCAAUAAACUAUACUUGAGAUGUUGCCAGUAUAUGGAGCUUUAUUGGCGAUGUUGCCAGUAUAUGGAGUUUUAUUGGCAUGAACAAACUAUACUUAUCUUAAGAUAUUGCCAGUAUAUGGAGCUUUAUUGGCAUAAACAAACUAUACCUAUCUUAAGAUAUUGCCAGUAUAUGGAGCUUUAUUGGCAUAAACAAACUAUACCUAUCUUGAGAUAUUGUCAGUAAAGGAGUUUUAUUGGCAUAAACAAACUAUACCUAUCUUAAGAUAUUGCCAGUAUAUGGAGUUUUAUUGGCAUAAACAAACUAUACUUGAGAUGUUGCCAGUAUAUGGAGUUUUAUUGGCAUAAACAAACUAUACCUAUCUUAAGAUACUGCCAGUAUAUGGAGCUUUAUUGGCAUAAACAAACUAUACCUAUCUUAAGAUAUUGCCAGAAACAAAAGCUUAAUUGGCAUGAACAGAUUUAACCUAUCUUCAGGUGUAUACUAUAAACAUCUUUGUACCCUUGUAUCAAGACGUGGCCUUAGGCAUUGUGUUAUUUCAGUUCCUUGAAAAAAAGGUUCUGAGUUUGGUAUUUAUUAUAGUAAAAUGUAUUGAUUAUCCUUAGGCUCAUUCUUAUAGAUAUUUGUGUAAUGCAUUGUAUAGACUUAAACUACAUACUAAAUUCAUUCAUUUAUAACUUUUUUUUUUUAAUUUUUAUUUAAGUUAUUGUUAGGAUAAGAUCAAAAUACACAAUGUAAUUUAUAAGAAAGUUUCCUGAAUAUAAUCUGCUGUUAAAAUGUUAUUGUUACAGAUAAGCUAUUAAAAAAUAGUUGAUAAACAAAAUAAAGUUGACACAAAGUGGUUGUAACUUCUAUGUAAAAUAAAUCUAGUUUACUUUUAAUUUUCCUUAAAAUAAAUUAUUGAUUUAAAUAAUAUAUUUAUAUUAAUGAAAUGUUUGUGAUGUGAACAAGGUAUGAAAUAAUUUUAUUUGCUGAAUUAGAUUUGUAUUGUAUCUAGCCUUUUAUAUUGCCAGUCAUGAAUUAUUUUCAAUGAGACAAGGUUGUUACUUGGUUGUAGUGAAUUUAUAAAACAAGGUUGUUGAUUGGUUGUAGUAAAUUUAAUUAAAAAAACAAGGUUGUUGAUUGGUUGUAGUGAAACCAAUCUUAUGCAUCUUGACAUGGUUAUUUAUCCUUAGCAUCUAGGCAGCAAUGCAGUUCACAUUGUUGUUAACUUUUUUCACACGUUUUAUUUUUCUCUGGUUUGGUUUUUUUUUUUACUGUUACACUGUUGUGAUUGUCUGAGUGACAAAAACAUGUCGAUAAAAAAAAACUGACUGCUGAGUUUAUUAAAUAUUGUCAAUGUUCUUUCUUUGAUAUUGUGACUUACAACACAGACUUGUGCUGUAAGUGGGCUAAUUGUUGAUUCAAUUAGCUCAUUUCUUUUUUAUACUUUGUUUUUGUACAGAGAAAAAAAGGUUUAUUUUUCAAUUUAUAAUACUUUAAUUUGAGGCACCUUGCAAUGUUAAAACAAUUGUAUGUUGUGGCAGGAACUAAGGUACUAAGUUAAAUGGAAUCUCUUUAUUAGUCUUUCUUUAACCAUUACCUUUAGUCCUGGUGUAAUUAGGUUGAUUAAAUUCUUAGCGUGGAUUUAAACGUGACAAUGUUUCCAGGUUGUGGUAUGUCGCAGAUCUUUCAAUUAUUUUUUUUUACACUUCUUUUUUUUUUUCUUGACUGCUGAUUUUUUUUUUCUCUGCUUUAGUUGAAAAAUUUGUUUUACAAUUCAGAAAUCUGCUAGCAUUAUUGUUUUUCUUUCUACUGCUUAACACAAAAGCACCAAAGAUAUAUUUUUAAUUAUUUAUUUUUUUCCAAGACAAAAUAAAAUGCUCUUUAAAAUUAAAUUAAAAUUUACAAUACUUGUUCAUGACAAAGGUAAUUAUAAUGUUAAAAUUGAAUGGGAUGCAGUCUUCAUUUAAUUCUUGAUAAGUAUAAAGAAUGACAGCACAUAAAUAUUACUCAUAUAAUUUUAAGAACAUUCAUUUAUCAGACCACAAGCAACAUGGCCUAGCACAGAAAUCUUAAUUUGAUGUCAAUGUUGUUGAAUACCAACCAUAUAGAAUCCAAAUAAUGAACUAGUUAUACACACAGAUUUAAUUUCCCGUAAAAACCAUGUCACUCUAUAUUUAUAAUACAGUUCUUUCUCUUAGCGAUUUGUGAUUUUCAACUGUAGACAGAGGACUAACUUUUUCUUUGUUCCAGAAAAAUCUUAUUUUUGCACAGAAUAUUUUGACUUCUUAAAAUUGUGUAUUAGGUUUAUGGUUACAAUAAUAAAUCCUAAAAAUUUAUAAUUUCCAUCUGGAAAAUAUUUUUGUUCCUGAAUGCAAAAAAAAAUGUCCUAUUUUAUUUUUAAAAUGGUCAUUUAGAUCUUUGUGUAGGUUUAAGCUCUGAUUUCUAUUCUUUAGUUUGUAUCUAAUAUAACUAAAUUGAAACACUUUUCUUUUUACAUAAGUAUUCUAUGAACAGUGCUUGCUUCCAACUUGCCCAGUUAGAUAAACCUUGUCCAUUAUACACCUCUCUUUGUACUGUUUGAGAAAAACAGCUUUUCCAAUUAAUUUUUUUUUGUUCUGACACAAUGUUUUCCUGUCUGUAAGAAAAUGUACGAUAGCCAUAAAAAACAAACUGGUAUAUUUUUGCAGUAGGAUGAGCUCAUGGAUAGUUUAUUUUUGCAUGAAAAAAUUAAAAUCUCCACAUGUUAAUAUGUAAAGACAAUAUAUUCUUCAUACCUGUUUAGAAUGAGACAGCCUUAAAUAUUUUUAUUGACUGAAGAAAUCUUAUAAACAUUUCACAUUAAUAUUACUAUAAUAAGAUGCAUGUAAAUUAAAAAAUGAUUUAAACAAUAAAAUUAAACCAGUGUCGGGUUAUCUACAGCUUUUCCCCCAUUUCAUGACCAUAAUUUCUGUUGAUUUUAUUAUUCAAUCGUACUCCAAUAAUGGAAAAAGUUUGUAAGAAUUUCUACAUAUAACCAGCAUCGCAAGUUAUUUUGCUGUUGUGGUUAACUCGAUUUGCUAUGCCGUAUAUAGAGCCAUCUCUAAUCUGCAAUAAAGUGUACAAUAAGUUUCAACUUAUAGAAAAUACAUGCUCUGGUUUAUUUUUGUUUAAACAUGUCCAGUUCUGUCAAUAAUUUCAGUUGUGUUAUCUUGUCUCUCUAUGCAUGAUCAGUGUGAAUCUUUUAUGUUGUUAAUGAAUAUAUAUAUCAAGCACUAGUCACAUGUUUGUAUUGUGCAUUUAAUAGGUACUCCCUGGGUACUGUGUAAAUAUUCAAGUCAGCUCUUCAAUUAAGAAAAUGGGGAAAAAAAUUGUUAUAAAUUACAACAGCAAAAUUCUGAAUUGCAAUAUUAUGUUAAGUUGUAUAUCAGUGUGUGAAUAUUUAAUGUAUAUUGUGUUUGUAUGGAAACAUGUUUUGAUUUAUAAAUGCAUUGAAUCUUGUGAACAUAAUACCUCAUUCAGUACAAAUGCUAGUUCCAUUUUCCUUUAUUUUUGUAUUUGAAAGAUAUUUUAAGGUUUUUCUUGCUGUGUCUGCAUUUGUGUGUUUGAUCCCCAUUUUACUGAACAAAAAAAAAUUAAUUAGAAAUCAUUUAAUUGAUUUUUAUUUUUUUAAAUUAGCAACUAUGUUGUAUUAAUUAAAAAUGUGUGAAGUUUAAUCAUUAUUUAAAACGUCUAGGAAAGUAAAAAAAAUUUGUUUUGUGAUCAAUUCAUUCAUGCUGCAGCCAACAAAUUAGGUAAAAAGAUUUGUAGUUCAAGUCAAGGUCACAAAAGAGACCACUUUUAUUUUAAUUUUUUUACUUUUGGAUUAUAAAACCUGAAGUUUGUAUGAAAGUUUGCUGUGUAUAUACAGUAGCUGUAUAGAGGAUCUUUCUGAUCUUUACAAAUGUAUAUUUUACUUGUACAUUCAUUCUCUAAAUCUAUCAGUAAACCAUUUUCAC